Ostreococcus lucimarinus CCE9901 is the source of this 558-nucleotide messenger RNA. RefSeq lists its product with no specific name. Lineage: Eukaryota; Viridiplantae; Chlorophyta; Mamiellophyceae; Mamiellales; Bathycoccaceae. Gene Ontology annotation, molecular function: RNA binding. The transcript has a single exon. The annotation marks the transcript as partial. The record is from RefSeq and is a predicted model, not a curated record.
UUGCGGCGUCGACGCGAGGAAGCGACGCGGGGGGGGAAGGCGCGAGAUGGCGAUGGCGUGGGGACGGCGGCGACGACGUCGACGGUGCCGGAGCACUUGUAUCGAGCGCUCAAGGUGGUGUGGCGACGCGACGGCGACGCGGACGACGACGCGUACUCGGCCAAGGAGCUGCGGGAGAUUUUUGAAACCUUUGGUCGCAUCGAGGACGUCGUGAUUCGCGAGGGGAAGAAGAAGAAAGGCAGCGCGCUCGUCGUGUUUGCAGACGGCGACGCGUGCGCCACGGCGUCUGGGGCGACGUGUGGGCGGUCGAGUAAUCCGUUGGUCGUCGCGCGCGCCGCGAUUCCUCCGAAAGUCGACGCGGGGGAACCGGCGAAGCGACGGGACGACGCGGCGUCGGGAGGCGUUUCACCGGCGCCGGCGAGCGAAACGACCGCGGCUCGAGCGCCGAGCGUCGCGAAUCUAGACUUUGAGAGCGUGGUGCUGGAGCGAUUGAAACGCGCGCAAGAGCGCGCUCGGCUCGUCGCAGAGGCGGAAGCGGAAGGCGACGACGAAUCGUGA